GACUGCAGGGACAUGUCUGUGGCAGUCAGGAAGCGGAGCUGGGAAGAGCACGUCACUCAGCGGAUGGGAUUGCUCCUUCAUCCAGAUGCCCCCACCCCAGCAUGCCACCAUGGGCUGGUAGCUGAUAGCUUGCACAAGAACAUGGAGAAGGAAGGCGCUCUGACUGGGAGCCACCACCAGAGGUGGGCAUCCCUGCCAGACUGCUGUCAGGCCUCAAAGCUGUCCAACUACCCUGAGCAGCUCCUAGGAAAUGUCUCAAGAGAACUGGAAGGAAAUGACACUUGUGGUGGAGAGGAGAGCCUCCUUUCCCUGGAGGCCAGCACAGAGACUCUGGUCCAUGUCUCUGAUGAGGAGAGUGAUGCAGAGACAAAGUUGGGUGCCGUGAACCACCAGACAAGUGGAGACAGGGAAACGGAAAGUCAGUGGAGGAGGAAUGGGGCAGGUAGCUUUGUGAAGAUGCCCCUGGGCACUGAGGAGGAUCGGGAGUCACCAGUCUCCUUGGGAGCCUUUGGGAUAGCCAAUGAACCUGGCCAUGCAUCUUUUCUUAUGGAAGAGAGUAAAGAGAAAGCCACCUGGGACCCUAAUGGAGACAAGCAGGAGCUUGGCAGCACCCUCAGAGUAAGUCAAGUCAGAGAGGCUCCCGAAGGAGAUUUCUCAGAGACUCUGAGAACAAAUGAAAUUCUGCCUGAGAAACAGCUGCUCCAUUCUGCUGUGAUUGCUCAGCAGCGGAGGAGAUGUGCUGAUACCAUCAGAGACAACAGCGAGAGGCCUGCUGGUGAAGCCCUGCAGGAUGGGUCCUUUGCCUCUCCCUGCUCUGGGAGGACACAACCACAACCAGAAGACUCUGGGAGCUGCUUUGGGGAGCUUCCCUAUUGUCUCCACCCUCUGGACAAAAGUGGUGUCACACACGCCCACAGUGACCCUCAAAACAAACACCCCCCAGAUGCUAGCCCCAGAGAGGACUUGCCCUUGGAACAUGGAACACCUCCCAUAGCCCCUGGGGAACCCUGUGGCACACAAGUCACUAUGCGAGAACAAAAGGAAGUGAGAGAAGAUCGAGGGCGCGGACGGCUGGACUCCAUGGCCCUGCUCAUCAUGAAAUUGGACCAGCUGGACCGAGACAUCGAGAAUGCCCUCAACACCAGCUCCUCUCCUGCCAGCCCCCAGGGGCAGCAGCACCAGCAGAGGCCCCUGCCUGAUCCAGAGUCAAGAGAUGAGAAUGGAGAGAAUGCCAGGCCAGUAAAUGAGGACCAAGUGGAUUCAUCCUCAAACUUGGAAGCAGCUGCCCUGGGAGCUGCUCCACCCUUUUUCUCCCCCACAGCCAGCUCUGCAACCAAACCCAAGGUCUCGGCCAUGCCCAGUGCUUCAGAGAAGGGGAAAGCUGAAAUCGAGGCCAAAGAAGCUUGUGACUGGCUGCGGGCAGCCGGCUUCCCUCAGUACGCCCAACUGUAUGAAGAUCUGCUGUUUCCCAUCGACAUCACACUUGUCAAGAGGGAGCACGACUUCUUGGACCGAGACUCCAUUGAGGCAUUGUACCGGCGCCUGAACACAUUAAAUAAGUGUGCAGUAAUGAAGCUGGAAAUCAGCCCCCACAGGAAGCGGAGUGAGGACUCAGAUGAGGAUGAGCCGUGUGCCAUCAGUGGCAAGUGGACCUUCCAGAGGGACAGCAAAAGGUGGUCCAGGAUGGAUGAGUUUGACGUCUUCCCCCCCACACCCAGCCUGGCCACCGGGGUGCCCGGGCGCCAAGCCCUCACCGGUACCACUAGUCGAGAGAGCCUGCUGACCGACCUGAGUGAGGGCCAGGAGCUGACCUCCGUCCGCAGCCUCAGCAGCACCAGCAGCCUCCCAAUGGAGGCUGGCACGCCCCGGGCCAGCUCCGUGCUGAGCAUCUGCUCCUCGAGUCCCCGGGAGGAUGGGCCCCUGCCCUCCCCGACAGAGCCAUCCAGCGAUGGCACAAAAGCCCAGGGGCAGCCCACCAAGGCCAGGCCGAGAGGCCUGCUCAAGAGGAUGGAGAGCCUGAAGCUGAGGCGUUCUCACAGCGGCAGGCCCAAGGCUGCUCCUGCAAAGCUGGGCCUGGUCAUCAGCGACCCCAUCCUGCAGGAGGGCGCAGGCCAGGAGAAGCUGAAGCGCCUGCGCUGCGUGGAUGUCUCCAGCCUGGGUGGCGGCCACUUCGGUGUCCCUGGUGUCCGUAAGAGGAGCGUCUCCAACUCCACACAGACGAGCAGCAGCAGCAGCAGCAGCAGCACCGUCAGCACCCCCAGCCCCGUGACCAGGACCCGCAGCCUCAGCACCUGCAAGAAGAGGGCCGGCAUGUAUCUGGAAGGCUUUGACCCCUUCGAGCAGGCGGCCUUCGAUGGUGUUCUCGAGCACAACCGCAGGAACCGCGAGAGCUGCCCAGACGAGGCCGUGUUCUACAUCCCCGAGGAUCACAAGCCGGGUACCUUCCCCAAGGCCCUCUCUCACAGCCGCUUUCCCCCACCGCCACCCCCGGGGGCUGAUGGCUCUGCCGCUGGCUGGCGGUCGGGUAACUUCCUUGGCCACAGCCGAGAGGCCGCCAAGGUGCUGCGCGGGCGCAACUCUUCCUGCUCCGUGAGCAGCCGUCUCAGCGUCUAUGACAACGUGCCCGGCUCCAGCCUCUACUCCAGCUCUGGGGACCUCAGAGGCCUCGAGCGAGAAGACAUCUUCCCCGAGCUGGAUGACAUCUUGUACCAUGUCAAGGGCAUGCAGAGGAUUGUCAACCAGUGGUCCGAGAAGUUCUCCGACGAGGGAGACUCCGACUCAGCACUGGAUUCAGUCUCCCCCUGCCCUUCUUCCCCAAAGCAGAUUCACCUUGAGGGCGACAAUGAUCGCACCUCGCCCAGCGACCUAGACAGCGUGGGGAACUCCCUGAACGAAACUGAAGAGCCCUCGGACAUCCAGGAAAGGAGGGAUUCUGGUGUGGGUGCAUCCCUGACUCGGUCCAACGGACCCAGGCUGAGCUGGCAGAGUUCCCAGUGGCCUAGUGCAAGCUCAGCAGUGCCUCAGAUCAACUGCCAAUCUGUGGCUCAGAUGAACCUUCUGCAGAAGUAUUCGCUCCUCAAGCUGACAGCCUUGCUGGAGAGGUACACGCCAUCCAACAAGCACGGCUUUAGCUGGGCAGUACCCAAGUUCAUGAAGAGGCUUAAGGUCCCAGACUAUAAGGACCGAAGCGUGUUUGGCGUCCCGCUCUCUGUCAAUGUGCAGCGGAUUGGGCAGCCCCUUCCCCAGAGCAUCCAGCAGGCCAUGGACUAUCUGCACAGCCAGUGCUUGGACCAGGUCGGGCUCUUCAGAAAGUCAGGCGUCAAGUCCAGGAUCCAGGCCUUGCGCCAGAUGAAUGAGAACUCCACGGCCCACGUGAGCUAUGAUGGGCAGUCUGCGUACGAUGUGGCAGACAUGCUGAAGCAGUACUUCCGGGACCUUCCUGAGCCACUCAUGACCAACAAGCUCUCAGAGACCUUCUUACAGAUAUAUCAGUAUGUGCCCAAGGACCAGCGCCUCCAGGCCAUCCAGGCGGCCAUCAUGCUUCUCCCGGAUGAGAGCAGGGAGGUCCUUCAGACCCUGCUCUAUUUCCUGAGCGAGGUCACCGCCGCCGUGAAGGAAAACCAGAUGACGCCCACCAACCUCGCUGUGUGCUUGGCGCCUUCCCUCUUCCACCUCAACACCCUUAAAAGGGAACAUUCUUCUCCGAGGGUGAUGCAGCGAAAGCAGAGUCUGGGCAAGCCGGACCAGAAAGAUCUCAAUGAAAACCUGGCAGCAACCCAAGGCCUGGCACACAUGAUCGCAGAGUGCCACAAGCUCUUCCAGGUGCCUGAGGAAAUGAGCCGCUGUCGGAACUCAUACUCGGAGCAGGAGCUGCGGCCCCUCACCCUCGAGGCCUUGGGCCGCCUCAGUGGCCAGGAUGCUGCUGACUAUCACCACUUCCUCCAGGACUGCAUGGACAGCCUGUUUAAAGAGGUCAAAGACAAGUUCAAAGGCUGGGUCAGCCGCCCAACCUCGGAGCACGCCGACCUGGCAUAUAAGAAGGUGAGCGAAGGACCCCCACUUCGAUUGUGGAAGUCAACGAUUGAAGUCCCUGCCAAACCUGAGGAUAUCUUAAACCGCCUCCUGAAGGAGCAACACGUUUGGGACCUGGACCUCUUGGACGCCAAAGUGAUCGAAGUCUUGGACAGCCAGACUGAAAUCUACCAGUUUGUCCGGAGGAGUAUGGUGCCGCAUCCUGCCAGAGACCACGUUGUCCUGAGAACAUGGAGGACCAACCUACCCAGGGGGGCCUGCGUGCUCUUGCUCACCUCCGUGGACCAUGCCCAGGCCCCUGUGAUUGGAGUGAGGGUGAACAUGCUCUUGGCCCGAUACCUGGUCGAGCCAUGUGGGGCUGGGAGAUCCAAGCUCACCUACAUGUGCCGAAGUGACCUGAGGGGCCACACACCAGAAUGGUACACUAAGGUGUUUGGGCAUUUGUGUGUAGCUGAAGUGGUGAAGAUCCGAGAUUCUUUCAGUCGUCCAAGCAUGGAUUCCAAAGAUGGGAAAUCCAGGUGACAACAGAUCUACGGACCAAGACUUUGCAUCUAGACCAGCACCACUGAGGGUUUUGUUUAUAGACAAAUGAGUCAGCCCUAGGCAUGCUGGAUCAAAUGACAGACCAGGAACCAAGCUGGGAUGCGAUCACACAAUAGAUGCAUCACGAGAGCCAAUCUUGACCAGAAUGCAUGGCCCUGUGGAAAACCAUCUGUUGUACCAUAUUGACACUGCUUCUGCGAAGCAGGACUCUUGUAGGGAAUAAGAUGAAGAGACUCCAUUCUCCUGGGAUAUUGCCCUUGACUAAAGCCAGGCUGGGAGGACAAGCAGAGCCACCAUAGGAGGGAGUGUUUCUUUCCAACAUCAGUGAUGAAAGAAAAAUGGGUUUCUGUAGAGAGAUGGGUGUAUGAGUGAAUGUCCAUGAUUGAAUGCAGAGAGACACAGGGAAUGAGCUCUGCUGGGCUGGCAGGCCACCAGGUUGGGUGAGACAUUUCCAUUGCAUUAUCUCUGAGCCCUGCAGGGACCAAUGAGGUGGUCCCCCUCAUGCAUUAGGGGAGUCCAGAAAACUUCUCCCGUGAACCUCUUCCCUUUUUCUUGAGGAGCCAGUGGGAGAGGUUCCAGCCUGAGAGGACCCCCUUUCAUCCAUAUCUGUUCAAAGCUCCAGUCUGAGGGGCCCAUCUCUGACCAUAGACGACCCUACACUGUUGGUCCUUUUAGUCAGGAAAAGGACAAUCCAGCAAUAAGGGAAUUUUGGUUUUUGUUAAAGAGCAGAGGUUAGGAUGAGGAUGAAGAACGUGCUAGUGCCAAAGCUAACAUCAGAAUGAGGGCCAAAUUUUCUUAUGAUUUCUAUCAAAAGGUUAAAAAAACAACCCUUCUCAUCAUGCCUAGAGUCGAUUCUCUAGUAAUGUCCAGAGCAGAAGAUGUUGAAAAAGAGGGGGAACUCCCCCACAUCCCAAGGAAGUCUGUGCAAAAGGAAGGCACAGCGAGAUGCUGUGUCCUUCCUGGUCAGGUCCUCCUUGCUGUGCCACCAUCUUCUGUUCUUUCAUCUCUUGGCUUUCCUUGCUCAGGCCACGGUUCCUGCAGGUGCCCAUGUCAUGGCAGGACCCCUCCUCAGCAGCCCCGUGGUCUUGGAUCCCUCUCCUUUGUCCCCAUCAGUAAGUGGGCGUGGUCAGGAGGGGUCGUGCUUAGCUAAUUGUGCACCUCAAUUACCGCUGUCAGUGUUACUUCAGAAGCUCUUCUUGAUGAAGAGACUGCGUGUGUGUGUGUGGAUGUGUGUGUAUGAGAGGGGAGUAGAUCAGAUUCAGCCACAAAGUGGGGUCAGGGGUUCCUGGAACACGUGCUCCUUGUGAAUACCUAGACCUUGUAGAUUCCGUCUAAAACCUCUUACGUGGAAGAUUGUAUGUUGAACAUACCGUCCCGUUGAGUAACACAGGUAACGCAUGAUACAGAGUAUUAUUUAAAAUAGACUUGUAUUUAUAUGUCAGACAGUCUUUGGGUUUUAUACCUCAAUCAACAUAUUUGUGUGUUUUUUUUCUUUAAUGUAAAUAAAGCUCUUCAUGAUGACCAUGGAAGUAAAUGAACAAGGAAAAAGUUUAUCACUUGCUAUGAAUGACUGUACAGAAUAUAACCAACAAUUGCACUAUUAGAUGUUUAACAUGAGGGGACAGCCUGGCCUGUGUUCGUUUUUCCCGACAAUCUACUUUUGACAAAACACACCAAUCCCAUUCUCCAAGUGCUUAGAGGACCUCAUCCAAAUGGAAAGGUUGGUUGGUGCUCAGGAGCCAUGGGAAAGAAAAGAUGCAAGACUGUACACAAUCUCCAAC
Molecule: messenger RNA, 6356 nt
Organism: Dromiciops gliroides (monito del monte)
Lineage: Eukaryota; Metazoa; Chordata; Mammalia; Microbiotheria; Microbiotheriidae
Gene: DLC1
Product: DLC1 Rho GTPase activating protein
Exons: 17
Coding region: 13-4554 (1513 amino acids)
Biological process (GO): actin cytoskeleton organization; regulation of Rho protein signal transduction; signal transduction
Cellular component (GO): membrane raft; focal adhesion
Molecular function (GO): GTPase activator activity; protein binding; lipid binding
Source: RefSeq, a predicted model, not a curated record